Botrytis byssoidea is the source of this 540-nucleotide messenger RNA. RefSeq lists its product as uncharacterized. NCBI's taxonomy places the organism in Eukaryota, Fungi, Ascomycota, Leotiomycetes, Helotiales, Sclerotiniaceae. The transcript is spliced from 3 exons. The record is from RefSeq and is a predicted model, not a curated record. Bases 1 to 540 code for a protein of 179 amino acids.
AUGGCUCAAAGUAACCGUAUGGUCUUAGAAGCCUUGCAUGCAUGUGGUGCUGCUGACGCCUUGAGAAAUCAUAAGUUACCCAGAGAUAUACGCAACGAAUACGAACUUGCUUACAACGGCCAUGAUAUCAGGGGACGCAAGCUAAUCUUGAAAGCUUACAAAGCGCAUUUGGAGAAAAAAGCUGCUGGCGAGCAUUAUGAUGUGUUACCUCUAUAUUAUGCUGUUUUUCUCAUACAUGCAUCUGGUGUAGGUUUUCUGUUGCUAUCUGUCAACCAAAGAUUUCUGCUAAAGGGUGUGCUUGAACAGGCUUGCGUGCGAGGGAAAGAGGAUAUUGGAGCUGCAAUGAUUGCAUUCAAGCAGCUCAACACACUCACUGAUGAAUUUCCGCUCAAGAUUGAACUGGUCCCUGAAUCUGGAGAGGAUUGGACCGUCCGUAUGCUCCUUCGGAACUCCACUGAUACAGGCAUGAUCAUAAGCCACUCUCACUUUCCCCUCGGAAAAACAAGAGAGGAGUACGAUAGGAUCAAAAUCUCCUCUUAA